CGGUAGAACAGGGCAGUGCUGGUGGACGCGUCGUUCAAAUAUCAGCAGCCUGACGACAGCCUGCUUUGUCCAGAAUGGGGGUGAAAGAUCGCCCUCAGUGCUACUUUGAUGUGGAAAUCAACAGAGAGCCAGUUGGACGCAUUGUCUUUCAACUGUUCUCCGAUAUUUGUCCCAAGACAAGCAAAAAUUUCCUUUGUCUAUGUACUGGUGAAAAGGGCACUGGUAAAACUACAGGGAAAAAAUUGUGCUAUAAAGGUUCUGUAUUCCAUCGAGUAGUUAAGAACUUCAUGAUUCAAGGGGGAGAUUUCACUGAAGGCAAUGGAAGAGGAGGAGAGUCCAUAUACGGUGGCUACUUUGAAGAUGAGAACUUUAUUCUCAAACACGACAGAGCCUUUCUUUUGUCGAUGGCCAACCGAGGCAAGGACACUAACGGCUCCCAGUUUUUCAUAACUACGAAGACAGCACCACAUCUGGAUGGAGUUCACGUGGUCUUCGGGUUGGUCAUCUCCGGGUUUGAAGUAAUAAAAAAAAUCGAGGGGCUGAAGACCGACACUGCCAGCAGACCCUACGCUGACGUCAGAGUGAUUGACUGCGGACAAUUGAUUACAAAAUCGGCUAAUGAUGUACUUGAAGGUAGGAAGAGGAAAGCUUUCUAUUCUGAAGAUGACUCUCGGAGUUCUUCAGAGUCACGGUACUCCUCCGUGGAGUCUGGAGAAGAAUCUGAUGAACGGUAUUCACGGCGAAAUAAGAAGAGCUCUGUCAAGAGCAAGCAUUCAAAGAGGAGAAGGAAAGAAGUCGGGAGGAAAGAGAGACGGCGCGAGAAAUCUGUUGAUGAAGGGAGCCCUUCUGAGCGAGAGAUGGUAGAGGAAGAGGCUGGACACAAAGAAUAUAAUGUAAAGAGGGAGAAGCCUAUGGUGCGCCCAGAGGAGAUCCCUCCUGUGCCAGAGAACCGCUUCCUGCUCCGCCGGGACAUGCCAGCGCAGGAAGAGACGACAAAUGUUGCUGUACAGGACACCGCUAAAGUGCCAAAUGACACCAAGCCAGCUGUUACAAAAUCUGGUCGGAAACUCAAAGGUCGUGGCACAAUGAGAUACCAUACCCCGACUCGGUCAAUAUCCCGAUCUGAAUCUGAGGAGGAGAGAGGGAGCAGUGAGACUCCUCCACACUGGAAAGAGGAGAUGCAGAGAACAAAAACUUAUCAGCCUCCCAGUGUAGAGAAAUGGAGCAAAGGAGAAAGAUGGGAUGACAGAAGUGGCACCCCUUGGUCAAGGUCACGGUCCCGAGAAUACUCUUCAGACCAGGCUUCUGAUAACUCUAGUCAGCAUCACCAUCACAGGAGAGAAAAAAAAGCCAAACGUAAGAAGAAAGCAAAGAAACGGAAACAUUCAAAGAAGCAUAAGAAAAACAAAUUCAAAGAGGCCUCUCUUUCAGAGGGAGAGAUGUCGGGGUCAUCUGGCAGAAGGUCAAAAGUCUCCAACCAUCCUGACAGGAGAUCUUAUUCAUGCUCUCGCUCCCCUUCUACUUCACGCCACUCUCGCAGGUCAUAUAGAUCAAGGUCAAACAGGAGACGCUCCUCAUCCUUUUCGUCUAGAGACUCAAGAACUUACUCUAGGUCAAGAGACGGAUCCUAUUCCAGAAGUCACUCUAGAUCCAAGAGUAGGUUUAGAUCCUACUCCAGGUCAAGGUCAGGAAGUCGGACAGGACGUUCUAUUACACGAUCUAGGUCUGAUUCCCGUUCCAGAUCUAGAUACAGGACAAGGUCCCGAACCAGAUCUAGGUCCAGGUAUAGGUCACAGUCCCCAUAUUACAGAAAAAGGAAUGCAUCAAAGCAUCCUGAGGGCAGUACACAGAAGGUUAAGAAUCCAUUACCCACUGCUGCACAAGCUGUAGAACCCAAAGCUCUUCCAUCUGCAUCUGCUGAGAGUGUCCCAGUGCUGCCUUUAAGUGACAGCCCACCACCUUCUCGAUGGAAACCAGGACAAAAGCCUUGGAAACCAUCUUAUGUUCGCAUCCAAGAGAUAAAGGCAAAAAAAGAUUCACCCUCCCAGGCCCUUAUGAGCCGGACUUCAGGUAUGCCACUGGAGAGGGAACCGCUAUUGAAUGUUCAGAGUCAGUUUGAGAAAUCUACAUCUCAUAAGGGCCUCAGUAGUAGCAGCCAGUACAGUGGAAAAGCCAAACAACCUGAAGGUCUCCUUCGAAGAGGAUCAUCCAGGAGUCGGUCCUCCAGCCAUUCAAGGAGUAGAAGUCACUCGAGUUAUCAAUCUGUGUCACCUGGUCAGUACAGCAGGUCUUCUUCAUCUUCCUCUUCUAGCAGAUCCGACUCUUAUUGUUCAUAUAGAAGAACAUCUUCAGAAAGAAGAGAGAAAUGCCAUAGUUCUCACAGGAGGGACCAUAAGAGAACCAAGAAUGUGAUGCAUAGCCCUGUCAAAGAAGAUGCAUCUCCCUCCCAUUCAGACGGUGGAACUGAUGGCACACACUGUCCCAUUCAGAGACAUGGUAGUUCAGGGGCACAGGAAGAUGCACUUAUGCCAGAUGUUCACAUUAAGACAGAAAACGAACUCAAACCAAACAAUGCCUCAGCAGUGGCUUCCGCCAACUGUAAAUCUGGAUCUGGUUGGGAAAGUGACAACGAACACUUGAGCAAGCUGGCUUCUGCUGAUGAGAGUAAACCAUCUCAGAGUUCUGUUAAAGAGGAGAGUGGACUUUCUGAAAAGAUGAAGAUGUGGGCUCAUUGCUGGGACUCUGAAAGUGAGUCUGACAUGCCAAACAAUGUGGGUAGUCAAAAUAAACCUUCAUCAGAAAAGGAAGAGGGGGAAGCCAGUUCAGAAUCUGAAAGUGAAGAACCUUUUGGGCUCCCCAAGGUUUCAGAAGAAUUCAAAAACAAUGAGGAACAUUCUGAUGAUAAUAUAAAAACCGAAAAGCCCAAAAACAAGAAAGCUAAGCGCAAACACAAGCACAAGAGGAGAAAUUCUGACCGGUCUGGCUCACAAAGAGGGAAAACAAAAACAAAAAGGUCUAAGAAGAAACACCAAAAACCAAAGGAGACAUUUCACUGGCAGCCUCCACUUGAGUUUGGUGAUGAAGGGGAGGAGGAUGAUUCACUUGCUCAGGGCAAAAAUAUUGACCCUGCACAGCACAUUGCUAACAAUGAAGAACUUAUAGAGCUGGCAAAGAGCAAGCAACUGAAAUCUCAAUAUGUUGAAAGCAAGGACUAUUCCAAGAUGAUUCAUGAUUCAUCAAAAGAAAGCUGCUCAACUGCAGAGAUGGCUAAAAGUGACGAGUUUGCAAACUUGACAAAAAGCCAGCAAUUAAAACUAAAUAUUGAGGCAGCAAAAAGUCCAGCACAAAACAAACAUCCACAAAUUGCUUCCAGUCAGUCAAGUGUUAAUGCAACACAUGCCCAAGAGCAAACAAAAGAUCAAGAUGAUAUGGAAAUCUGUACCCCAGAGCACAGUGCAGACACCAACACAGAACCAUCUGAACCUAUUGUAGUCGACACGUCAGCAAGAAAAGAUAUUGUUAAAAACGGUAAUCAACUUCAGCUACCUCAGACAGAUAAAAAGACCUCUGGUUCAAGUCCUGUUUUAACUCCUGCCAACCAAGCUGGAGAAACCACAUCUGGCAGCAUUGGGCAACCAGUCGAUCCCAAAUGGAAACCUUUAAAGGGUAUGGCUGUCGUACCAGCGGUCACUGCAGCACCUCUAGCCAUGAAAAUGGCCAUGCCACAAGAGCAAGGGGAGGGCAAGACUCAGGGCCUCAAGAUUGAGAUCAAAAGCAAAAACCGAGUUCGACCAGGAUCCCUGUUCGACGAGGUACGGAAGACAGCUCGGCUAAACCAGCGUCCCAGAAAUCAAGACAGUUCCAGUGAAGAGGGUUCACCUGUUGCCACAGGAGAGCAGACUGGAUCCCAGAAGCACUCACGGAGCAAGUCCCGCUCGGUAUCCAGCUCCAGGCCUCGACGUAGAGACAGGUCUCGGUCAUACACCCACUCCAGGAGCAGGUCCAGGAGCUCCAGCUAUUCUUCCAGGAGUUACAGUAGAAGUAGAAGCAGACGGAGAUACAGUAGAGAACGUUCCAGAUCUCGAAGUAGUAGCUACCAUAGCUAUCGUAGUCAUACAUACAGUCGAAGUCGUUCCAGAAGUUGGUCCAGAGGACGCCGUAGAUCAAGAUCAUACACUUAUGACAGCUACUCAAGCCGUAGCCGCAGUCGUAGCAGAAGGUGGCGACACAGGCGAAGUGAAAGCUCUGAUCGCAGAUCCAGAUCAUAUCAUUCCUACAGCCGCAGCUCAUCAAGGCACGGAAGUCAUAGCAGUCGAUAUAGCUGAGAGAACUUUCGGGAGAUUUUUUGUUUGUUUGUUUGUUUGUUUGUUUGUUUGUUUGUUUGUUUGUUUGUUUCAUUGGUUACGGAACCUAAACCAGAGCCUCACUGAUCUUCCUUUGUUUUCCAUAAAGAUUGUUCAGGUAAUAUGAGCCACUUUGACCUGUAUAUACAUAUCUGUGGCACUGUUCAAUUAUAUACUGUUGUUUGUGUGGGCGGGUGGGUUUUUUUUGUUUUGUUUUCUUCUUCUCCUUUCAAAACUAGGACAUAUGAAUGUACGAGAACAAUUUUAUGCUGCCCUGUUUUUGUUUUCUUUGUAAUCUGUAUUAAUCUCUAACAAGAGCAUCAUGCCUAUUCAGGUUUGAUGUAAACACAUUCAUCAGUGACAAAACCUCAGAUACAGUAAACUGAGUUUUAAGGUAUUUUUGAAUCCAAAUUUUUUUCUUUCUUUGUUUUCAUAAGUGAAAAAAAAAAGUUGCAGGUGUCCAUUUUGCUGGAGGGGAAAUCGGGAUGGGUUCAGCCAGUCAAAACAACAAAACCUAAAAAAAAAAACCCACCUAUUAUUUAAUAUUUACGGAAUAAAGCAUUGUAGGGUGUGCUGUUAUAAGAAAAUCUUCAACUCUUACCACCUUAACGCUGAUUAUUUUUCUGUUUCACAGUCAUCGUGUUUCAGUUCUCUUGUACUAGAUCAGUUUGCCAAUGAUUACAGUUUAUUUAUUAAACAACAUAUUUCAUAUACUUGUUUAUAGUGACGUUACUGUUGUAGAACAUCAGUGAAAGAAGUUGGUUCCUGCGAUCAUUUUUAUAGCAGCUUGAACAGUCAUUCCCUCACCAGCAUGUCUCAAAAGAUUAUAUUCAUCACUUGAAACCUCAAACUACAAACUCAUCCUUCCUGAAGACUUUCUUGCGCCGGAAAGCCUGAAGUUGUAGCUUUACUUCUGACUGUUACAGUCCUAAAUGUCUCCUCAGUGAAAACGUCACUAGAUCAGUGAUUUACAUGUUUUGUUUUGGGUUGGGUUUUUUUUUUGUUUUUUUUAAUAUUUCUAUGGCACGUUUGCUGGACAAGUCCCUGUGUGUGCUGUUUAUUAUAGAAAGCAUAACAUUAAAACAAGCGCAUUUAAUAUAAACCUUGCAGAUGAAACUAUUGUCAAAGCUGACAUUGUUAUACUAAAAGGAGUGUGUUUUUAAUCUACUGCCUUUUUCAACCUUUUUACAGAAAUUUUGUCUGAUAAGAAUCAUGAGAUUGCCGUCUAUCUAUAAUACUCCAUCAAAUUUGUCCAAAUUUAAAAACAAUAGUCUUUUUAUUUCUGUUCUAUUUAGAAGGCAACGUGAUCUCAGUGCAAACAGUAACAUAAAAUACACUACCGUUCAAAAGUUUGGGGUCACCCAGACAAUUUUGUGUUUUCCAUGAAAAGUCACACUUUUAUUUCCCACCAUAAGUUGUAAAAUGAAUAGAAAAUAUAGUCAAGACAUUUUUCUGGCCAUUUUGAGCAUUUAAUCGACCCCACAAAUGUGAUGCUCCAGAAACUCAAUCUGCUCAAAGGAAGGUCAGUUUUAUAGCUUCUCUAAAGAGCUCAACUGUUUUCAGCUGUGCUAACAUGAUUGUACAAGGGUUUUCUAAUCAUCCAUUAGCCUUCUGAGGCAAUGAGCAAACACAUUGUACCAUUAGAACACUGGAGUGAGAGUUGCUGGAAAUGGGCCUCUAUACACCUAUGGAGAUAUUGCACCAAAAACCAGACAUUUGCAGCUAGAAUAGUCAUUUACCACAUUAGCAAUGUAUAGAGUGCAUUUCUGAUUAGUUUAAAGUGAUCUUCAUUGAAAAGAACAGUGCUUUUCUUUCAAAAAUAAGGACAUUUCAAAGCGACCCCAAACUUUUGAACGGUAGUGUACAGCUGACUUGGGGAGCAUCUCCAAAAGUAGGAAAGUGUCCACAGUUUAAAUAAAAUAUAUACUGUGUGUAUUCAAUUAUCAGCAAAUAGCUCAUCUUUGUUCAGUGACUCCUGCUUUUUUUUCUUUUCUUUUUUUAUUAAAAAAAUAAUAAACCUCA
This is a messenger RNA of Neoarius graeffei (lesser salmon catfish), 6365 nucleotides long. RefSeq names its product natural killer cell triggering receptor (gene nktr). Bases 75 to 4325 code for a protein of 1416 amino acids. The record is from RefSeq and is a predicted model, not a curated record. Lineage: Eukaryota; Metazoa; Chordata; Actinopteri; Siluriformes; Ariidae. Gene Ontology annotation, cellular component: nucleus. The transcript has 17 exons. Gene Ontology annotation, molecular function: peptidyl-prolyl cis-trans isomerase activity. Gene Ontology annotation, biological process: protein peptidyl-prolyl isomerization; protein folding.